UCUAAGUUUUUGGUGAUUUCAUCCCUAUAUCAUCUCCCUCGUUGGAAGAGUUCAAUUAAACGGUGUAAAGCUAAUUUGUACCACGGCUAUAAUGUUAGCAAUCCGGAAGAAAAUGGCGUUUCAAACGUAUUUCAGACAUGUUGUGACGAUAUGGCAUUCCACCUUAAGAUAUCAAAACCUCACAAAUGGAUUAAAAUUUCUAUAUUAUAUUUCAGAUUUACGCUAGUGAAGAGUCAAUACAUAUGAAGUUAACAAUGGACCCUCCAAACAGUGCCCAAGAUGUUGUACGCUGUUCGCUGUGUAACUUUUCUCUGGCUCUCAUGUACUGUCACGUUUGUCAACUAAAUGUUUGUAAGGAUUGCGUUGUCAAUCAUAUCUCCGAUGAAUCAAAAUACCACAAUGUGGUGCCGCUUAAACAAAGGGGGUCCACCCCUAAUUAUCCAAAAUGUCUAACCCAUACAUCAAAACAGUGCGAACUUCACUGCAAACAGUGUAAUAUUCCUAUUUGUGUCCAGUGUGUGUCUUCUACAGUACACAAGGGUCACGAAUUUGUUGAUGUGGUGAAAGCGCAUGUAUUUAAAAAAGAGUUUAUAAGGAGAGAUUUACAAGAAUUGGAGAAAUCGAUUUUUCCUCAACAUGAAAAGUUAGCGUGUAUGAUUUUCAAUCAGUAUAUUGAUCUGAACGAACACUCUCGAAAGUUGAAGAAAGCUAUCUACGAACAUAGAGAUUAUUUGCACAGACAAAUAGACUUUGUUGCUAACAGUAUGGAGUUAGACCUUGAAGAGAUGAAUUGCAAAUAUCUGACAAUCCUGCAUAAACAACAGUCUGAAAUUGAAUUCCAAAUUUCGAAAAUCAAACGUUGCAUGGCUCAAUUAAAGACACUACUGGACUCAAAUGAUAUAAGCCUUGUCUCUUCUUACAAAUCAAUAAAUGCUAAAUUUAGAAAAUUACCCCCUACAGUCAAAGUAGUUUUACCUCAGUUCAUCCCUGACGAAAUCAACAAAGAUAGGAUUUAUAAAAAAUUUGGCUCAUUAUCGCCAUUACAUUUUACAACAGAAGAAAGAAUCUACAAAAAUCAGACCCUAUCAGCUGCGUUGUCUCCCACGGAUAUACAGCUGAUAUGUGUACCACUUACCAUUGCAACUAUACCUACUGAAAUUGAUGAUCUAACCAAUGUGGCCUAUCUAGGAGAUGAGAACCUUUGGACUAGUGGUCAGGGCAACAAAAUGAUGCUAUAUAACCUUCGUGGGGAAUUAGAAAGGUCAAUCCGAACCAAGUCACAGAACUGGCCAGAAGACAUAGCGGUGACAACGAAUGGGGAUUUAGUUUAUGCUGAUUACAAGGACAAAACUGUUAACAUAGUAAAGAAUACAUUGAUACAGACAGUGAUCAGACAAUUGGAAUGGGGACCUAUUAAUGUUUGUUGUACCUCCUCUGAUGACCUUUUGUUUGUCAUGAUUAAUAAUGAUGAAAAACAAACAAAAGUUGUGCGUUAUUCGGGUUCCAAAGCAACACAACAUAUUCAAUAUAAUAACAAAGGACAGUCUUUGUUUUCAUCUGGUAACAGUACAAAACACAUCAGCGAGAACAAUAAUCAUGAUAUAUGUGUGUCUGAUAAUGGGGCAUGUGCAGUCGUGGUGGUCAAUAAGGAAGGGAAAUUACGGUUUAGGUACACUGGCUCAGGCUUUUCAGGGGUUUUAAAGAAAUACCACAUUGGUCCCGCAGCCUAUUAUAGAAAUACCUCUAUUUUUACUCCUGUUGGUAUUACUACAGACAGCCAUAGUAGGAUCCUUACAACGGAUCUUUCCAACAGCUCUAGUAUCCCAGUCCAAGACAUUGGUCUGAAUAACAUCUUCAAGAAAUUGACAACGACUCUUAAUAAACAAGGAGAAAACUUGCACAGAAAAGUAGACUCCGUCAAAAGGAAGUCCGACCUUGAUGAAAUACACUCCAAUUGUCUUUCUAUAUUGGAGAAACGAAAAGUUGAAAUUGAACACAACAUUACUGAUAUAUCACUGAGCAUUGCUUAUCUAAAGAAAUUACUGGAGUCCGGUGAUUUUAUUCCUACAAAGAACUACAAAUCCAGGAAUUCGGAUUUCAGAAAAAAAUUACAUCCUGAAGUCAAAUUAAUUUUACCUGAAUUCAUCACUGAGGAACUGGACAGAGAGCAAAUUUAUCAUCAGUUCACUUCUCUGUUUGAGUUAUCGUUUAGAACAAAAGAAACCUCAGGAGCUGAGUCGUCCCCGACAGGCAGACCACUGAUGGAGGAACCAUUGACCAUUACAUCUCUCAAUAUAAUAAAACAUAGAAGCAGUUCAGGGGGUUCCUUAAUCGACGUAGCCUGUGUGGGAGAUGAAAACAUUUGGAUCGCUGGUGAAGACAUGUGGUUUCAUAUGAUGUUGUACACUCUCCAGGGGGAACUGUUAAAGUCGGUCCAAACCAUGUCCGGAUACAAGCCAGUCGGCAUAGCAGUGACAAAGGAUGGAGAGCUGGUUUAUGCUGAUGGAGAUGAUCGGACCGUGAACAUAGUAAAGAAGAAUACACAAAUUCAGACAGUAAUUAGACUAGAGGGAUGGACACCUGCCAACGUCUGUAUUACAUCAUCUGGUUACCUCCUGGUUGUCAUGUACAGUGAUGAUGGAGAACAAUCAAAAGUCUCGCGUUACAAUGGUUCCACUGAGUUCCAAAGCUUUCAAUAUGAUGAUGAAGGACAACCUCUCUAUUCAUCUGAAUCUUGCUUAAAAUACAUCUGCGAGAACAGGAACCUAGAUAUCUGUGUGUCAGACGAUGAAACCGCUGCCGGUACAGUGGUGGUGGUCAAUCAGGCCGGGAAACUCCGGUUUAAAUAUAGUGGUUCUUCCCGUACUACGAAGGGUUCAUUUAGGCCAUUCGGCAUCACAACAGACAGCCAGGGGCGGAUCCUGGUAGCAGACGUUAAGAACCACUGUGUUCACGUACUUGAUCAGGAUGGACAGUUCCUCUGCUUAAUUGACAAUUACGAUUUAUUUGAGCCGCGUGGCUUAUGUGUAGACACAAGGGACAAUCUUAUUGUGGCUGAAAAUAAGCCAUGUCGAGUGAAGAAAAUCCAAUAUUGCAUAUGAAUAUUUUAACACUUAUUAUAUACAGUGUAUAUAUUAUAAUAUGUAAAAUUUCCUCUAUUUAAACAAUUGUUUCUUUGUUGCCUUAUUUAGGUUUAAGACAUGGCAAAACACAAUACAUGACCCCGUAAUGUUUAUAUCCAUGACUGGUCCCGAUAUCUGAACUAUAGAAAUGCCUUGAUGUGAAUAAAAACAGACAUCCCAUUAAGAUUUACCGAUUAUCAGCAUAUAUCAUUACAUGAGAUCCACGAAGAAAUUCACUCCUUAUCAGAAAUUAGAAUGGUUGCAUGGUAAAUUAAAAAAAAUGUACCACUGGAUUUU
Molecule: messenger RNA, 3419 nt
Organism: Magallana angulata
Lineage: Eukaryota; Metazoa; Mollusca; Bivalvia; Ostreida; Ostreidae
Exons: 2
Coding region: 243-3101 (952 amino acids)
Molecular function (GO): zinc ion binding; protein binding
Source: RefSeq, a predicted model, not a curated record